GCCGGGCCUGCAGUGCGCAGAGGACGCGGCGUGAGCAUGUACCAACUGCUGAGCCGGAGCCUAGGCCGAGGUCUCCUGCGGACCGCUGGGCGGCGGUGCCGGGGCUGGCCGGCGCGCCCGCUCCUGGGGCCGGCAGGAGGCCGGCUGCCCGAGGUGGAGGUGCCGGCCUCCCGAGUCGCGCCGCCCGGCCGGGGUCCGGGCCUGCUGCCGCUGCUGGCAGCCCUCUCCUGGUUCUCGAGGCCCGCUGCGGAGGAGGAGGAGGAGCGGCGGGGAGCGGGCGGGGCCGCCGCCGGGGACGCGGCGGACGAGGCCGAGGCCGAGAUCAUCCAGCUGCUGAAGCGAGCCAAGUUGAGCAUCAUGAAAGAUGAGCCAGAAGAGGCUGAGCUAAUUUUGCAUGACGCUCUUCGUCUUGCCUAUCAGAGUGAUAACAAGAAGGCCAUCACUUACACUUAUGAUUUGAUGGCCAACUUAGCAUAUAUACGGGGUCAGCUUGAAGAUGCAGAAAAACUGUUUAAAGCAACAAUGAGUUACCUGCUUGGAGGGGGCAUGCAACAGGAAGACAAUGCAAUCAUUGAAAUCUCUCUAAAGCUGGCCAGUAUCUAUGCUGCUCAGAAUAGACAGGAAUUUGCUCUUGCUGGCUAUGAAUUCUGCAUUUCAACUCUAGAGGAAAAAAUUGAAAGAGAAAAGGAAUUAGCAGAAGACAUUUUGUCAGUGAAAGAGAAAGCCAAUACCCACCUCCUCCUUGGCAUGUGCUUAGACGCCUAUGCUCACUACCUUCUGUUCUCCAAGCAGCCAUCACAGGCACAAAGGAUGUAUGAAAAAGCUUUGCAGAUUUCUGAAGAAAUGCUAGGAGAAAGACACCCACAGACCAUCGUGCUGAUGAGUGACCUGGCUACCACCCUGGAUGCACAGGGCCGCUUUGAUGAGGCCUGUGUUUAUGUGCAAAGGGCAUCAGAUCUGGCGAGACAGACAGAACAUCCUGAGCUACACAUGCUGCUCAGUAAUCUGGCUGCAAUUUUGAUGCACAGAGAACGAUAUGCACAAGCAAAAGAGAUCUACCAGGAAGCACUGAAGCAAGCAGAACUGAAAAGAGAUGAGGUUUCUAUACAGCACAUCAGGGAAGAGCUGGCUGAGCUGUCAAGAAAAAGUAGACCUUUGACUUAGUUUUAUCAAGCUCUACAUCCCUUUUUUGUUGUAGGGAAUUUGCAGUAACAGCUAUUAUUCCAGUCUCAGUGGCACCCAAAUCAGUGGCUUAAAUAGUUUGUCCUUGAUAUUCAGGUUUUCUCAGCUUAGCCUUGCUGAAGGACAAGUUGUAUAUACACACUGCCACGUUUGUUUUUUAAAGGGAAAACAACUUUCAUCCCCAGCUGAUAUUUGACUUCUAAGGACGGAUGUCAAGUGAUGCUUUCACUUGUAACAGCUGUGCUGGCCACGCUGGUCUAAGUGUAACUACGGAGGAAGAUAGGCCAGUUUCCCUCUGGGCUGAGUGGUGGUAAUUCAGCAGGCAUCUCUACCAUAAGAUUUUACUCCGUUGAUUUGCUGCCCUCUGUUCUCUGAUUUUAUCAAUAUCUGGCAGACCAGAGCUACCUGUCUCAUGGCAAAGGGGGAUUAUGGUGAGUUAUUUUUCUUAUAAUCUAUUUCAUGAACCCCAGUGUGGGAUUUAAUGCAUAAAGGAGGAAAAAUAAUAUCUUGGUUUGCCACCAGCAUCCAGCAUAAGGUUUUAAAGUGGGAAUUAGUCACUUGAAAAGUAUAGCACCCACCUGAUUAUAAAUGAAAGUGAACUGUAUGUUUUUGUAUGUAUCUGAUUAUAUAUAAUUGUGGAAAAAGGCGGGGAAAAGGAAUGAUUAUUUCUUCUUGUCAGUGCUAUCUAUCUGAGCACUCUGCUUCCUUUGCAACCUAGGGCAUUCUAAUAUGUACCGCUGGUACAGUAGAAGAAUCACUGAGCUGGAUGCUAGCCCUGGCUUUUUGAGGGUGGGUCUCAGCAUCCUCAUCUGUAAAGUAUGAGAACAAAUGAGAUUCUCUCUUAGCCAUGGGAGAACAUAUUUGGUCAGAUGACCUUAAAGGAAUAGACUGCUAUGUUCAAAGGGCUUUAUCACACUGCUUCAAAGUAUAUCAAGUAUAUAAAUAGAAGAUACAUACAUGGAUGUUUUUACCUUAGCAGUCUUGCAAAGUGCCAUUUGCCUAGGGGAAAGGCAAUUUUUCUAGGUACUAUGAAGGAACACUGUUAUUGUUGGUAUGCCUUUGGGGGUGGGGCUGUGAGUGGGAAUGAUAAACUGCUAUUUUUGGUUCCUAUGUACGUACUGAAAGAAUCCUUUCAUAAUAAACUAGAGACUCUACAACAAUA
This is a messenger RNA of Ceratotherium simum simum (southern white rhinoceros), 2344 nucleotides long. Lineage: Eukaryota; Metazoa; Chordata; Mammalia; Perissodactyla; Rhinocerotidae. The record is from RefSeq and is a predicted model, not a curated record.